ACAAUUUAAGCUUCGCUUACUUUUUAAUUCAGCUAAUUUAUUACAAAGCCUACAAAAUACUUUGCCAGUUUGUGUGCUACCCUUGGUGGGUUCGGGAGUAAUCGGGUGUCGUCUUCAAACGCCGCAAUAUGACAAGGUUCAGUAAAAUAUUUGUGGAGCUUAUUGGUGCAAGAACCUGCCAAGAGUUGGCCAUACAUCCGGAGAGUUGUUUUGUUCAUUGUCUCAAAGAUAUUCCGCUAUAUCUUUUGUCUAACUUCAAAUAUUUUGUUCCGAUUUGUUUGCUCCCACUGCUGAUAAAAUUACGUAGCCUUAAUAAAAAUAAACUACGUCACACGUUUAAAUAUUAUGCCGAGUGUUCAUUGGUUGGAGCAGCCUGCGGCUGUGGCAUCAAUGCGUUAAUUUGUUUUUUAAGAUAUAUUUUUGGUCACUUUGGCUAUACUACUAUUGUCUACUGGCCCUCUGUUAUUGGUGGAUGUCUAUAUAAUUUGGGUUCAGAACGUGUCAAAACAUUUUUCGAAACAAGUGUAUUUCAAUGUAUCACCGAAACAUUCUUCCUAAAGCGUCACAAUUUUGUUAGCCACCUAAUUGCCGAUUCAAAAUAUCUACAAACCUAUAUAUUUAUGAUUUGCAGUGCCCUAAUACUGCAGGGCAAAUAUUUAUAUGGCCUUAAAGGAUUUUGGUUUUUACAACCAAAUCCCAAAAUUCCAGAAGUUGAGAAUACGGAGCACACAACAUGUCAACUACAUCCCAAGAUUAGCUGUCAACGUUAUCUCGGCCAUGGUAUGAGAAAAUAUUUUUUUCUUGGCCUAACAUUAGAUGUCAUUAAGGCUAUGUUGAGUAGAAUUAGUAAAACCGAUUCCGCCAAAUUUAAAAUUUUGUCAAAAAUAAAAAACUUUCGUAUACGUUCAACGGCCCUGCUAACAACCUAUAUUGGCAUUUAUAGGUUUACCCAUUGCUAUUUAAAUCGUCGUUUCCCGCAUUUGAAGAACUUAAAUCACAUCAUAUCGGCCUUUCUAGCUGGCUUCUGUUACAAUUUCUAUCCUCAAUUGAACAUAUUCAGCUAUGCCUUGAUUCAGGCCAUCUUUACACUAUGGAAAAUUGUUAAAAUCGAAAACUUCGAUACCGACAAUGAAAUAUUCAAAUUUUUACAACGCAUACCAUUUGCUAGUCUGCUUUUUCCUUUUGCUUUAGGUAAACUGGUUCAUUAUGUUUGUUUGAAGCCGGAAUACUGCAGUCCCUUGACAUUUGCCAUAACCAAUGGUGUUACAAAUAAUUAUCCAAAUGUCAUAAAAAAUGAACUGAAAGCGAUCAUACAAAAAGCCAAAGCCGAAUGUAAAUAAAGAAUAGAAAAUGUGUUAAAAACUUAUUUUUGUUUUAAAUGUUUUAAA
Molecule: messenger RNA, 1388 nt
Organism: Musca domestica (house fly)
Lineage: Eukaryota; Metazoa; Arthropoda; Insecta; Diptera; Muscidae
Exons: 6
Coding region: 129-1340 (403 amino acids)
Source: RefSeq, a predicted model, not a curated record